Lytechinus pictus (painted urchin) is the source of this 2872-nucleotide messenger RNA. Its product is annotated as actin-5-like. NCBI's taxonomy places the organism in Eukaryota, Metazoa, Echinodermata, Echinoidea, Temnopleuroida, Toxopneustidae. The record is from RefSeq and is a predicted model, not a curated record. The transcript has 5 exons. The coding region runs from base 535 to 1674 and encodes 379 amino acids.
CAUUUUGUUAGCCGCAAUAUGAUCAAUAUGCUGGCAGCUAGCUGUACACAAUCAUGGAUCAGUCAUGCCGAUGUAUAUCCGGGAUGUUUCGAACACCUCAGCUCCAUGAUUGACUGCGUUUCUGCUUGUAGAGAGAAUGUAUAGAGAUUGGGGAGUCAACUCAACUCCCCAACUCCCUGGAAAAUGGUUACGAGUUGCUCUACUGAAUACAAAUGCUACCGGCAAAAGCUAGUGUAUAUAUACCGCAGUUCUAAUCGGUAAUCCCGUCUCGGAUCCCUUCAUGCACCGCCAUGUAAUGUAAUGGUCGCCGUGCAUUGUGCCUGAAUACGUACAGUUGUAUAUGCACUAUAGCUUUGUUUCUUAAUAUAUAUACAGCUCGUUGAUCUACUCUGACCGUGUCUUCUGCCGUCUUCUGCUGCUUUUUUCUUAAUCGGCCUUCAAUAUGUACAUGUAGGUACAAAUAUAUUUUCUCUGCUGGGCAAGCUGAUAUGACUGGAUGUACGAGAGAGAGUCAUAAAAGAUAAUGACCACUUCAUGACGAUGUCUGAAUCAGACGAAGACGAUUCCGUCAUCGUGGUCGACAACGGAUCGGGGUCAAUCAAAGCAGGGUUCGCGGGGGACGACGCACCACGAUGUGUAUUCCCAGCGAUGAUCGGACGCCCCAAGUACCAGAAACUCGUACCUCAUUCGAUGUUCACCCGAGAUCAUUUUGUCGGGGACGAGGCUCAGAGAAUGAGGGGUCUGCUCAGCCUGAGAUACCCAAUCGAGCACGGCAUCGUCACGAACUGGGACGAUAUGGAGAAGAUCUGGCAUCAUACCUUCUACAAUGAGCUCCGCGUCGACCCCGCCGAGUGCCCAGUCUUUUUCACCGAUGUCCCCAAGAGUACAAAGGCUAGUCGAGAAAAAACGACUCAGAUUGUGUUCGAGAAGUUUGGCGCCAGAGCGUUCCACAUCUGCACACAUGGCGUCUUGUCCCACUGCGCGGCGGGGCGCACGAUGGCUGUCAUGUUGGACAUCGGCGACGGGGUCAUCAGUGUCGUGCCGAUAUCAGAAGGCUACAUCAUCACCCCGGCCAUCCACCAGGUCAACUUCGGUGGCCGCGACCUCACCCAAAUCAUGAUGAAGAUGUUGAAUGAUAGGGGUUAUUCCUUCGUGACGACGGCUGAAAGAGAAAUUGUCCGGGAGAUCAAGGAAAGCCUUUGCUACGUCGCGCCGGAUUUCGAUAAAGAGACACUCGGGUCAACCGCAACGACUAAAACAUAUACGCUCCCAGAUCUUCAUGAUAUCACCCUCGGCAACGAGCUCUUCCGCGUUCCAGAAAUCCUCUUCCAACCCUCUCUGGCUGAUCUCGACCACGCCAGCAUUCAGCAACUCGUCUACGACACCCUCAUGAAAUGCGACAUCGAUCUCCGGCUGAACCUCUACUGCAACAUCAUCCUCGUCGGGGGCUCCACGAUGUUUCCUGGACUCCAGGAAAGACUCCAGAAAGAACUGUCCUCCAUGUUGCCUUCGAAGGCAAGGUGUAGGGUUAUUGCCCCACCGGAAAGGAAGUAUUCGGUCUGGAUCGGAGGGUCCAUCCUCGGCUCACUCACUACAUUCAAGGAGGUUUGGAUUACAAAGGCGGAGUAUGAGGAACACGGACCGAGUGUCGUACAUGAAAAAUGUACAAACUAGCAGAACUUGUUCUUGACAGGUCGAUGAAGUGGUCCACCAUUUUGGCUCUAUUGUAGCGUGCGUGGACAUCUUUGAUGGGAAAAAUAUGGCAUAACCUAGCCUGACCUAAUAGGCCAACCCUGCAUGGGCUUGAUGAGGAGGUCCAUUGGAUAUUAGAUACGGUAUGAAAGUAUAUAGGUUUUACAAUCGGCCAGAACAUUAACUAGCCCUUGAUCAUAUACCUAUACAAUUAUGACUGUUGUCCUCCAUACUUCCAGCGUGAUGUCCGUGACGUGUAACCUCUCCUGGCUAACAGGUCAACUUUGGACUGGAUGAGUAAUAUUGAUAAUUAAGUUCAUUAGAAAUCGUGGUAUGAAAAAUUGGUAGUUUUUAGUAAUAGACACAACUGACCUUUUAAAUAAUAAUAGGCUUACAUUUGACAUAGGCUGUAUUUCUCUCAUUGAUUUGUAAUCACUGAAGAGUUACACUGCAAAACCUGGUGUUAAACUCCACCACAAGUGAUUAAAGAGGACCAUACCAAGAAAUAGUUUACACCAGGUUUGAAUUCAUGGUGUUGGUUGAACUCAUGGUGUUAUUUAAAUACCAAUCAAUGUAAUAAUAUCACAUUCUGUGAUAUCAUUUUUAGCACCUUUGUUAUGUUCAAAUCCCCCAUAGAGAAUUUCAACACCAGCGCUAAUGGUGUAUACCAAUCGGUGUUAUUAUGUCACACUCUGUAAGGGAUUUUAGCAAUAUUUGGUGUUGUGUUCAAACCACAUGGGGUACUUUACACCAGUGUUGACUGUUAGUACUUUGCAAAUCGGUGUUAUUAUACCACAUUCUGUUAGUGAUUUUAACACUUGGUGUUUGGUGUUUUGUUCAAACCUCAUGGGAGUAUCUUUAACACCUGAUGGUCAUGUGUAUAUGUGGUCCUCUCGGAGGACACUCUAGAUUUUGGAAGUGUAUAAUACACUCACUACAGUGACUACAGAGAUAACAAAUAGUUGAUAUUGUAAGAGAAGUGUCCCAUUCUUGAUUAUAACUCAUUUCGUAGGAGUACCAUAUACUUACAAACUUUGUCAGGGAUAGAUCAUUAUUGCACCCUUAAUAAGUUUCAAUGUCAAAAUACCCAAAUUUUCCAUUUGAACAUUAUUUUCUACGACCUUAAUAUUUACAUAGAAAUUUAUAUAUUUAGGAAUAAAUUUUGAUCCAAAAUAUUCUU